GGGAGGGGGCGGUGGCAGCGAUGGGCGCCGGGACGGAGCCACGUGGGGCGGCCCCGGAGGGGGCCGUCUAUCUGGACCACAACGCCACCACCCCGCUGGCCCCCGAGGUGGCGCGGGCCGUGCAGGACGCGCUGCGCCAGGCCUGGGGCAACGCCAGCAGCCUCCACCCGGCAGGCAGGAAAGCCAAGGAGCUGGUCGGCGGCGCCCGGGAGAGCCUGGCGAGGAUGGUGGGAGGGCGGCCCGAGGACAUCAUCUUCACCUCGGGGGGCACGGAGGCCAACAACAUGGUGAUUCACACCGCCUGCCGGCACUUCCGCGAGGGCCGGGCCGGGCUGGGGGGCAGCCGGGGGACCCCGCACAUCGUGACAUCCAGCGUGGAGCACGACUCCGUCCGGCGGCCGCUGGAGCAGCUGGUGAAGGAGCGCCGGGCGGAAGCCACCUUCGUGCCAGUGUCCCCAGGAAGUGGGCAGGCUGAGGUGGAUGAUGUCCUCGCUGCCAUCCAACCCACCACCUGCCUGGUUUCCAUCAUGUUGGCCAACAACGAGACCGGGGUCAUCAUGCCUGUGGCUGAGCUGAGCCAGCACCUCCGCGCUGUGAACCAGCGGCGCGCGGGGCAGGGGCUGCCCCGGGUCCUGCUGCACACGGACGCCGCGCAGAUGGUCGGCAAGGGGCGCGUGGACGUGCAGGAGCUGGGGGUGGACUACCUGACCAUCGUGGGACACAAGUUCUACGGCCCGCGGAUCGGGGCGCUGUACGUGCGCGGCCCUGGCACCUCCACCCCCCUGCACCCCAUGCUCUUCGGGGGGGGACAGGAGAGGGGCUUCCGACCAGGCACUGAGAACACCGCGAUGAUCGCCGGCCUUGGCCAGGCUGCAGAGUUGGUGAGCAAGAACUGGGAGGCCUACGAGGCUCACAUGCGGGACGUUCGGGAUUACCUGGAGGCCAGGCUGGAGGCCUCCUUUGGGAAGCAGAGAAUCCGCCUCAACAGCCACUUUACAGGCUCCAAGCGACUCUGCAACACCUCUAAUUUCUCCAUCUUGGGGCCGGGCCUCCAAGGGCGGAGGGUGCUGGCUGCCUGCAAGACCCUUCAGGCCAGCGUCGGGGCUGCCUGCCACGCCGAGGAGGGGGAUCGGCCCUCCUCAAUUCUGCUCAGCUGUGGGAUCCCCUACGAGGUGGCACAGAAUGCCCUGCGGCUGAGCGUGGGGCGAGACACCACCCGUGCAGACGUGGACAGGGCUGUGCAGGACCUCGUGCAGGCUGUGGCACAGCUGGACCAGGACCAAGCCCCCUAGACCCCUGGCAUCGCUGCCCAGCCAUCACCCAGGUUCUUGGGGUGGGAUCACUGGUGCAGGAGGCAGCGGGGAGCUGUGCUGAGGAGGGAGCUGUGCUGAGGAGGGGGCUUCGCUGUUUUGGGGCUGGGGCAGCUCAUCAAGAGCUUGCUCAGGCUUCUGUCAUCCCCACUGCAUGGUGCAGGUGCUGCUGGGUGCUCCUCAAUUGCUAGCACGUGCCCAGCUGCCUGCCUAUUGGCUUGACAGCAUCUCAAAGCUUGACUCCUUCCAGACCGUGACAAGCAUGGAAGCUGUAGCAGAUGGAGCCUCCUGCCCUGCUUGCUUUCUACAAGGGAAGCUUUUCUGCUCUCUUAUCCCUCAAAGGAAGAAAGACCAUCUGCCCCAGAGGGACACGAGGAGCUGACAGAGGCACAGCAAGAUGCUGGGCUGGGAAGUGCCCUGCCAUGGCCGGGUCCCCCAGCUGCCAAAGGGGUUUUGGCUGGGCAGGUGUUGGGCACAGCUUUCCCUGACAUGCUCCCCUUCCCCCCGCAGGCAGAGCUCCUGUGGCUCCAUGUGCUCCUGAGGGAAACAAGAGUUGUCGGGGUAGCCCUAACUGUGUGGCAGCACCCAAGGAGCUGUGUCUGCCCUGUGUGGCCCAAGUGGUGGCUGUCAUCACUGACACCAGAGGACACCAGUGUCACACGGAUCAGGAACGUUGCUGGCAGGGCUGACGGGUGUCAGGGAUCUGGGUUUCCUUGGGUAUUCAUAGAAAUAAAAGCUAUUGCUGCUGCUGUGA
Apus apus (common swift) is the source of this 2064-nucleotide messenger RNA. It is a transcript of the gene SCLY, whose product is annotated as selenocysteine lyase. The record is from RefSeq and is a predicted model, not a curated record. NCBI's taxonomy places the organism in Eukaryota, Metazoa, Chordata, Aves, Apodiformes, Apodidae. The transcript is spliced from 12 exons. The coding region runs from base 21 to 1292 and encodes 423 amino acids.